Messenger RNA from Saprolegnia parasitica CBS 223.65, 1347 nucleotides. RefSeq lists its product as hypothetical. The transcript has 3 exons. Gene Ontology annotation, biological process: transmembrane transport. NCBI's taxonomy places the organism in Eukaryota, Oomycota, Saprolegniomycetes, Saprolegniales, Saprolegniaceae. The record is from RefSeq and is a predicted model, not a curated record. Gene Ontology annotation, molecular function: transmembrane transporter activity. Bases 1 to 1347 code for a protein of 448 amino acids.
AUGUCUCACAAGUACGAGCCGCUGGUCGACGACGAGCGCAGCCCGGACGCGGUCGCGGCGCGGGUGCGCUGCUGGCGCCGUCAAAUGGCGCUCAUCAACUUUGUCAUCUUCAUCGCCGAGGCUUCGCGGGGCAUAGUCAUGCCAACGCUCUUCCUCUACUGCCAGUCGCUCGGCGGCGAUCUCUAUGAGAUGGGCCUCCUAACUUCCGUCUACAGCGUCGGUCGCCUCAUUUCAUCGACCGUCUUUGGCUAUCUCUGCGACAAGUACUCGUUCCGCGCCGUGUACCUCAUGGCAGCAACCAUUGGCCUCGCCGGGAACCUCGUGUAUGUUGUCCCGAGCACGCGCGCGCUCAUCUUCAGCCGCUUCUUCGUCGGCGUGAGCUCCGGCAACCUCAGCGUGUGUCGGUCCAACGUCGCCGCCAUGACGACCGUCGACGUUCGGCUCAAAUACCUCACGAUCCUCGCGAUCUCCGUGUACUUCGGCUAUGCGCUCACGCCCGGCCUCGGCGGCGCGCUCACGAUUGUGGAAUUCGGAUUCUUCGGCUUGCCCAUCAACCCAUUUACAGCUCCGGGAUUGCUUCUCGCGAGUCUCCAUCUGGCUUCGCUUGUUCUUGUGGCGGCCGCGUACGACGACACGAUUGACGCGCGUGACGCGCCAAGCGACAGCGUGGCACGGUCCAUAAAGUCGGCGACUACUUCGAAGAUGAAUCUCUCGGACAAGCUCGUCUUUGCAGGUCUCGGUAUCUAUAUCUUCCUCAACUUUGUCGCGCGCGGCGUGCUCUCAAUCUACGAGACGAUCAACGUGCCGCUGUUUGUGCAAGUGACGGGUGACGCAAAAAACACGGUCGUGGCUGCAGCGGCCAAGUUCCAGUUCAACCUCGGACUCCUUGGGUUGCUUACAUAUCUAGCGAUUGAAAUCUGGCACCAUGUCAUCUCCGAUGGCAAGCUGCUCGUGAUUGGCUUUGCGGGCCUCGGUCUAGGCAACGUUAUUCUGGCGCUGCACGCGACACCGACGUACACGGAGUUCUGGACUGGCGUCUUCUUCCUCUGGAGCGUGGGCAGUCCGAUUACGACCGCGGUGUGCGUCUCGGCCUUCUCCAAGAUCCUCGGGACGCGCCAGCAAGGCAAGUGGAUGGGCCUCUUGGGCUCGGCGGCCUCGAUGUCGCGCAUCAUCAUGCCGAUGCUGCCAGCAGCCUUUUCGACGUUUACGCCGCUCUUUUGGAUCAGCCUCGUUCUCUGCCUCGUGGGCGCUGCGCUCUUGGUGCUCUAUGAUGUGGCAGUGACCCGGGAAGCGAAUGCGGCGCUGCUAAUGUCGCCCCCCGCUUCGCCCUCGAAUAGUCACGGAUAG